This is a messenger RNA of Gambusia affinis (western mosquitofish), 2326 nucleotides long. Its product is annotated as C3a anaphylatoxin chemotactic receptor-like. The transcript has 2 exons. The record is from RefSeq and is a predicted model, not a curated record. Bases 933 to 2069 code for a protein of 378 amino acids. Gene Ontology annotation, cellular component: plasma membrane. Gene Ontology annotation, biological process: positive regulation of cytosolic calcium ion concentration; inflammatory response; complement receptor mediated signaling pathway. Lineage: Eukaryota; Metazoa; Chordata; Actinopteri; Cyprinodontiformes; Poeciliidae. Gene Ontology annotation, molecular function: G protein-coupled receptor activity; complement receptor activity.
AAAAAAAACAUGAAUCUCUUAUGUAGGAUUAACUUAUUUUAUUUUUGGGUCUUUUAUCACCUGUUGCAAAUCCGAUUUUAAAAUUAAGUCCCAGUUUUUUAUUCACUCCAGUGAUUUUAUUCACUAAUAAAAUCUCCACGUAAACAUAUUAUUUGUAUUUCUAUAUAAACUCUUCCAGCGAGUGCUUUUUGAACACUGAAGCACAGCGCGAGUGUACUGAGCACAAGCAAAACCUUAAAUACCAUAGGAGACUGUGAAACACUCAUACAUAAAUAUUAAAUUGCUGCCUACAGACACUGCUAAGUGUGUAAUUUGUAAUUUGUUUUCUGUGUCUCUACCAGGUUUGCACAUCUUAAAUUUUGGUCCAUUCUCCUCUACAAAACUAGAUUUUGCUUUGAUCAGAUCAACUCAAUUUUUAUUAGUUUAGCGCAUUUAAGCAAUGAGGCAAUUCAAAGUGGUUUACAGGAUUAAAAGCAUAAUGUUGUACAGAAACAUAAAACCUUACAGUAGAGUAGCAAAAUAAAGAUAAGUAUAUUCAUCAAAAGUAAAACUUUGCCCCAGUCUCAAGUCCUUUGCACCCACUAGCAGGUUCCUAGAAGUUACUCCCCUGCAUUCAGCUCCAUCUAGCAAAACUGCUUAAGAUAAGUUCUGCACACAGGCCAAAAAGUUACUUUUGACUAUUGCACUUUUUCCCUUCGUGUGUUUGCUUAUGGCAAAAAUGUCACUUCCUAAUGUGUUGUUUAAUUUUCCCAUCUGCAGCUAAAUGUUGAUUUGCACCCAAAAGUGUAACUGUGAGUUUAUCCACACCCAUUGGCAUUCUCAUUGGCAGGUUUAUGAGGUGAGAAGGAGGAGUAAUCACAUAGAGAACAAAUAUAGGUAAGGUUAGACAGAGAUAGUCAAAGUGAGGGGAGACUCUUACAACCAAAAGCAAAAUGGCAAAUGGUAAUGGAAAUUCAUCUGUAAGUCAUCCAACAGGAUUGGAAAUGGCAGCAAAGCACAUACAGACAUUCUCACUGGUCAUCUACUGUGUGAUUAUAGUGGUUGGGACAGUGGGUAAUGGUCUGGUCAUCUAUGUGACCGGCUUCAAGAUGAGGAAAACUGUCAACUCUGUGUGGUUUCUCAACUUGGCUCUGGCCGAUUUCCUCUUCACAGCGUUCCUGGUGUUUACAGCAGUUUCUCUCUCUCAGCAGCACCACUGGCCUUUUGGACAGUCUAUGUGCAAACUCAACAACUUUGUGAGCUUGGUCAACAUGUUUGCCAGCGUCUUUUUUCUGACAGCUAUAAGUCUGGAUCGUUGCUUGUCCAUCUGGGUGGUGGUGUGGGCACAAAACAAGCGCACCGUUGACAAAGCUCAAGUGAUAAGUGCUCUAAUCUGGUUGGCUGCAGGCAUCUGUAGCACACCCUAUGCAUAUUUUCGUACUGUGGAAGACAUUCAGAAUCAGACAUACUGCAAGUAUCCUUCAACUAUGACAGAAAACAAACAAUGGACAUUGUAUAUAUUCCGCUUUGUUAUGGGCUUUCUCUUCCCGUUCUUGGCAAUAUUUUUCUCAUAUGUGGCCAUAGGGAUCCGUGCCAGGCGUCUGCAGAGAAUGAGGAAACAAAGAUGUCACCGGAUCAUUUUCUCAGUCAUUUUUGCAUUCUUUACCUGCUGGUUGCCUUUUCAUGUUUUGAGUUUCAUACAAUUAAAAUUCCAUAAUUACUCAGAUGUACAGAACAUUGUUCUUGUUGCAGGUCCUCUAACUGUAAGUCUUGCCUUCAUGAACAGCUGCUUGAACCCCAUCCUCUAUGUUUUCAUGUGCGAUGAGUUCCAGAAGACGCUCAAGCAGUCCAUUUGGUUGGUUCUAGAAAAUGCCCUUGCAGAGGACCACGUAUCAUUUGUUACGUUGUCUCGUUCAUUGUCAAGGACUCCCAGAAAGUCUGAUUCUACCGCCCCUGCUGAGGGGAAAGAAACUGAGACAUCGAUGAUCUUAACAAAACCAAAAAAAGAGAUCUGUACAAAGAAGUCCAUGAACACGGAGGAAAACAGCCACAAACUGAUUGAGAUGGUGGACUUUAAUAAAGGGCACUGACGUGAUCUGAGCAAAGCUUAUUUGUAGAGUAGUGUGAACACGUGCAAAAAAAUUCAAAGAAUAUUUUUGACGUCUGCUUGUUUUUCAUCAUUUAUCACUUAUCAUCAACAGGUGUUUUUGUACGUGGUUAUCGAGACAUCCUGACAUGUACAACAGAACGCCUGAUAAAAUCACACAGAACCCUCUCCCUUCCACAUUCAAUCAGCAAAUGUAACUGAAAGCCUGUGUAGGUGUCCUGCAGAAGUAUAUUGUACAUG